AAAAUGGCUGCCGUAGUGUACCUUGGCCGUCGUUUUAAAUCAUGCUUGCUACAGUCUCAUCUUUGGAAGUCUUUUGGUUUAUAUGAAACGAGGCAUCAAUGCAACUCAAGUGUAUGUAGACUGAGUUUUUACAGUGGACGAAGAUGGAAUACCCAGCGAAAAUUGUCGACAGCAAAAGUCGGUAUCCCAGCGUUCAAGAGUAACACAUCAACUCGAAAAUUUGAUCACCCCGAUAGAGAUCGAAGAAUUAUGGUCGUAUUGCAGAAAAAGAGAGGUGAGAAAGUGCUACAGCUUCACGAGGAAGACUUGCUUAACUACUUCUCCGUGUAUGGGGAAAUAACAAGCGUGAGUUGGGUGCGAACCAAGGAGACAGAUCAAGAUACCGGAAAGGGAUUCGGGUUCGUGUCAUUCAGCAGUGUUCCGUCGUUCCAGAAAGCUGUUGCCUCAAAAUAUCAUACAAUAGAGGGGAGGCCAGUGCUCGUGUUCCCAGCAACGAAGAGGGCAGACUCUCAGCCUUCAAGAGUGGCUCCUCAAACUGCAGUGGUAACAGAUCAGCGGGCAUCAGCAUCUGAUGAAAUUGCCUCUGAGACUGCUCUCAAAAUUGAUGGGAAGAGAUCUAAAGGGGCACCUGUUAAGACUUAUUCGAAGCCCAUGGCAUCGCCCGAUUGGACUGAAUCAGGAUCGAUGAAGGCAGUACCUGAAUCAGCUGCCACACUUGAUCAAGGGACAUCUGGCGAAGCACCUUUGAUGACAGCUACUGAGCCAGGAGUGAUCCCCAGAGAAACAACAUAUUCUGCUAUGAAUAUAGCUCAACAGGCAACACAAGAGCAGAAAACAUCUGUACAAGAAGAAGCUUUGAGCGCAGCUCCUCAACAUGUGGAGGUUGCAGGAGGUGCCAAAAAUGCACAAAAAGCAUCAAUGCAUCUAGAAUCUGGAAAAGUGAGAUUUACAGGUAAAGCAUCACCAGUGAGUCCUGAAGACCAGAAACGAAAGAUUUUAGUGACUCAACGCAAAGGAUGCAAAGGUGAAAUGACAUUGAAAUCUGUGCAUGAUUAUUUUUCAGUGUUUGGCAAAAUUGAGCAAGUUCAAGAAAACAGUGACCUCAUCUAUGUUACAUUUGAAAGUGCUAAUAGUGCUGAACAGGUUAUGACAAUCACAAACCAUAGAAUUGACAAUGUGAUGGUGCUAGUGUCUUUGGCAUAUUCCAAUAAACAGAGGAAACAAUUGCGAAUUGAGAAAGCACUGGACGAUGUUAAAAGAAUUCAAGAUCCCAGAAAAAUCAAGAUUGCUGAACGAGAAGGAAGAAAAAUUGUGAUUAUGACACCUACCAGGUUCAAAGAAUCUAUUAGCACAGAAAUGUUAGAGAACUAUUUUUCCUCUUAUGGAGAAAUUGAAGAGAUACUUGUCAUAAAAUCGAAAGGUUAUGGCUUUGUAAUAUUUAAAGAGGCAGGUGAUGCUGAAAAGAUCUUAAAAAUUCAAAACCACAUUAUAGGAAAUGUCGAGGUUUUUGUAAAAUUGUCACUGGCCUCACGACAUUUAACUCAAAAUGAACCAAAGAGGAUUGUUGUAAGUAACAUUUCUGGAGAAACAUCAGAAAGGGAAAUCAGGAAACACUUUGGACAAUUUGGAAAAGUGGUAGAAGUUGUGUUUGCAAAUCCUUCAGAUGAUGGUGAAAGGCCAGAUUCUUGCAUAGUGGUCUUUGAUUCUAUCGACAGUGGAAUUGAAUCUGUUAUUGGUGAAUCCCACCAAAUCUAUACUCAACAAGUUGCACUUGCUGUCAAACUCCCAGAAGACAAAGUGAUGCAUGCACGUGAUCUGCCAAACCUUUUUGUGAGUAACGUUCCCGAGAGCAUGACACUAGAAAUGAUACGAUCUUACUUUGAAGAGUUUGGAUUGAUCCAACACCUUGGUUUUACAAGUUACAAGUCUGAAGAGGUGAUAUCUAACUUACAUGGCAUUUCAGUGGCAUUUUGUGACGAGUCAGUCCUUGAAAAGACUUUACAGAAAAAUUUCCAUGAAAUAAAUAGAUUUUAUGUGAGGGUGACCAGGGCACCCCUAAUGUUCACUCCUUCUGAUUUUCUUAGCUUAAGAAUACUAAUGACAAGCUUACCAUCAGGUAUCAGUAAACAUGUUGUUGAAGACUAUCUUCUUCAAAACUCAUGCAGAGUGGAAACUAUGAAAUUCAUCUCACCGACAGUUUGUUUAGCUGAUUUGUGGAAUUUGCGUGAUGUGGACAGGCUGGUGGAACAGGCAUCUAAGCAACAGCAUGUCAUUUGUGGAAGUCCAAUUUCACUUCGUCGCUACUACUGGAACAAGAAACAGGAGGACAGGUUUUAAUUUUGAUUCAGUUGCUUUUAAGCCAGAAGAAUGGACAAAGACCUAAGUUGAAGCUUGUUUCCUUGUUAUUUGAUUUAUUGUCAACUCGACAUUUGCAAACUAUUAAUAACUUGUGUGUGAUUAUUUUAAACCCUCUUUAUCAUUUAGGGUACAACUGAUUCUUUUUUCCGCCACUGGCAUUUCCUUGAAAAUCAGUCAAGAGACUGUGGUGUACAAUGCUCUGAGCUGUGGCCCUUUUACUUGCCAUGGCAAAGAUAUUGAAAAAAAUUUACAUGCACAGUCACCAGUUUGGCUACCUGAAUGCGGCCAUCAUAUGGCCUUUCAAAGAGCACUUUCAUAGAAAGAUACCUGUACUACUAAAGAGAUCCUAGUAUGAGGGCCUUUAAUGAUGGUACAAGUAUGUCUGGCUCUUUAGAGAGGAAAAAAAUGAAUAAAAGGAACAAAUAGAAAGAAGGGCAGUCGUGAUAGAAUGCUAAUAGUGACUGGCAUUUAAUUUCUCCCUACAACAUCAGCCCUGAACAACAUAUCAUAAGCU
Stylophora pistillata is the source of this 2872-nucleotide messenger RNA. RefSeq lists its product as uncharacterized. NCBI's taxonomy places the organism in Eukaryota, Metazoa, Cnidaria, Anthozoa, Scleractinia, Pocilloporidae. The record is from RefSeq and is a predicted model, not a curated record. Gene Ontology annotation, molecular function: RNA binding.